CGGCCCGGCCCCGCCUGAGGCUGGCAUUCAGGGAGAAAGAAAGAUGUCCUUGCAACCAUUUACCUAUCCGUUGCCUGAAACAAGGUUUCUUCAUGCAGGCAGGCUUGUGUACAAAUUUAAAAUCCGGUAUGGCAACUUCAGCAGCGCUCCUGAUCUCGACAACACUGAAAGUGCUGUCAAGGAGUUAGAGGAAGCGAUUCGAGUAAUCCUUGGAAAUCUUGAUGAUUUACAUCCAUUUUCUACAGACCACUUCACUGUCUUUCCAUAUUUGAGUAAAUGGGAGAGAGUAUCGAAGAUGAGAUUCCAACAUGAGAAUGUCCAUCUUGUGCCUUAUCCCUACAUUUGCACUAUGUACCUAGAACUCAACUCGUUUCAGCAAAACGUGUCUGGUGGUAAAGAAGUAAACAAGGGCGGUGAUGAGCUUGUCAAGAGACAAAAUGAAGCGUCAGAAAGUACUGCAGUGGGAGAAGGGGUGAAGAGGAGAAGAGUGGAAGGCAGAGCAGACACCUCAUGCCCACAGUCGGGUGUGGACAGAACUGGAGCCGAGUGUGUUCGCCAUCAGAGUAAAGCAAAGCAUGGAUUUGAAACGAAUUCCUCCAAAGAAAAUGAGUGUGAGUUUAGUCCAGCAUCCCUUACCGUGGGCUGCAACCAAGUGAGUUUCUGGGGACCUGUGGAGUCUGAGCUUGAACAAAGAACAGCAACCGGUCAGGCUGAGGGUGCAAUGCAGCUACUGCAGCAAAUGGACCAAAUGGUAAACAAAGGGAACAUGGAGUCAGGAGGAAGAGGCCUCUCCAAGUUCUGGAGAAGCAUAAUCUUUUCGCCACUAAAGCAUCUUUUUGGUGGCAAGAAGUGACCUGGAUGUGCUAACAGUUGUGGAAAGGUAAACUUGUAGCAUUGUAUUGUUUCUUUUGUAACUCAGCUUUUCACAUUGCUUGUCUCAGCUAUUAGAUGCUUGAAGUGAAAAUCUACUUUGUUUCCAU
Gavia stellata (red-throated loon) is the source of this 980-nucleotide messenger RNA. It is a transcript of the gene MAJIN, whose product is annotated as membrane anchored junction protein. NCBI's taxonomy places the organism in Eukaryota, Metazoa, Chordata, Aves, Gaviiformes, Gaviidae. Gene Ontology annotation, molecular function: DNA binding. Gene Ontology annotation, biological process: homologous chromosome pairing at meiosis; meiotic attachment of telomere to nuclear envelope. Bases 44 to 853 code for a protein of 269 amino acids. Gene Ontology annotation, cellular component: nuclear inner membrane. The transcript is spliced from 11 exons. The record is from RefSeq and is a predicted model, not a curated record.